CUAAGCGUCCUGUCGUGUGCGGUGCGAGUGCGCGCGUGUCCUGUGCAUACCGAUUCGUUAAGUCUCUAAAGCAUCAUUUCUGCAUUAUUAUUAUAAUUUUGUGGCCGGUUUAUUUUUGUGAUUUAUAUGUAAAUUAAUUUAUAGUAUAAGUGUGUUUAUGUGGCGUGUGUGAUUUAGUUUCGGUGUGCAUAACAUAUACCUACUAUUUUGUCGUCUGUAGAGUCUCAUGUCCGGAGAGUCACCGAAAAGGAAAAAAUAGUGGCGGCCGCCAUGUUCUCCAGCAGGACCCGGUCCAGCGUCCGGCUCAAGGAUCCCAAAACGAGAGAGGAUUCAAAUGUCGGCGUCGGCGGUGGAGGCGGUGCCGGUGCGUUUACUCGCUGGCUUCGCGAGUUCAGACGUGAGACUUACAAGGUGAACACGGCCGGAAAUGCAUCCGGCGGCGGUGCCGGUGGUGGAGGGACUUACCACAGUACGGCGCCCGAAGAUGGCAGGCGAAGGCACUCGUUCAACGCGCACGACAAGAGCGCUCAUCAUAGGGCGGACCAGAGACUGCAACUGCAGGGCGGCGGCGGAUCGCACGUCUCGCCGGCAUCCAAGACGCAGGCUUGCAGGCGAGCAAACAGCACGGUCGCGCCAAAGUCCAGAACACGAAACGAUGGAUCGUUCGCAAAGGUCAACUGUUCCGCCGUGGCCACCAUCAGAGAACUGUCCAGCAGCAAGGAAAACCACUCAUCGCACGGCAACGGCGUCAAGUCCGGUCGAGUAACGGCUCGCAUGACUGAAACUUGUGACGGACACAUACCGCGACACAGGGCCCCACAGCCACCAGUGGAUGUCAAGGACGCGGCUUGCGAACACGAAAAAUUUCCAUCCUGUCCGGCCACCACCACGGCGACGACCGUCAAAAGCAAUGGAAUGUCCGUCACCGCGGCCAGAAAGUCCUGGGCGGAAGAGCAGACGGGAAGCAGCGGCAUCAACAGCAACAAUAGUUACCCGAAGGAACAACCGCCGCCCAUCGUCCGGCCGUAUCCAAAGAGACUGUCCAACGGGCUKUAUACGCAACAAUUGAAAACCGUGAUGGAGCGUUGCGAAAAGGGCAAACCCGAGCUGUUGGACCGGGUGCGGUCGAUGAGAACCAAAAGCGGUAGUGGCGGUUAUGUGGAAAGACUGCAGCAGACCGCUGAGAAACAUUUUUGUGUGCCAUUAUCAACGAUCGCCUUGUCGGAUCCAACGGACCUGAACUCUCGGCUCACGCAAGCGCAGCUAGAAAAGUAUUCCAGAGCUUACGACGACUCGCCGCACCGAGAAACAGACGAGUACUCAAGCUGUUUCGACGGUAGCGACAGCGCGUUGUCCAGCCAUCUGACCAAGGAGGAGCUAGAGCAUUACACUCGGAUCUACGAGGAAAAGUCCACUUCCCAGAUCAGCCUGACCGAAAAAACAGUGCCCUUGCACCAACACCAGACCUCGUACGCGCAAAGCGAAGGGUACCACAGUUACGUGUCCAGCACCGAUUCCACAUCAACCCCGUUUCUGGACAGGUUGAGGAGAGACAGCGAAUCCGCUGUCGUGGUCGUCAAUAGCAAAGAAUCGGAGAAACCCGCCGCCGCCCAGGGGAGGGACUCGAGUGCCAGCUCUGGUUCGUCCAGCGAAACGCUAAAGUGGCACGGUUCCAACAGUGACUUGAGCACUGUGUCCAGUGGCGGGCACCACCGGUCGACCACCCAGCUGAUUGCACACAGCGCCAAGGUGUCGGCGCCGCAGAGACACCACUCCGAGUCAGUGAUGAGCGUAACUGAUGGAUGGUCGGGCGCCAACGUCCAGGAACCCAGGGUUGGCAACCAGAGAAAUCUCCGAAAGUUGUUCCCGGUCAGCACGUACACGGUACAACCUGCCAUGGUCGUAGACGAAAAGACUUCACCAAAAUCUCCACCAGCGCUGACGGUUGCUGAACGAAUUAACGAACUGGAGAAACAACAACAGCAACAACAGCAACAGCAGGUAACACAAACGCCCAACAAGUUCACGUAUUUUGAUCCGGAAAAGAAGCACAGAGUAGCAGACCACUCCCUGAGGGCCAUACAGAAACGGGCCUUGUUGUCAUUCUACGAGAGACACCAACCCGGAUCGUCGUGGAGGUCUGAGCCGCAGUUGUCACCACCACCGCCUAGGCCUCCGCCAAUACCCUGCCGUCCACGGUUGCCCACUCCGCUAUCAAGGCGCUCAUCUAUUUCGUCCGAAUACGACUCUCCAGCCACUUGGAACGACGAUUGUACGAAAGACGACAGUUCAGCCGAAGAAGCGAGCAUCACCAACUCCAAAGAACUCAGUAAAAACAAUCCACUUAGGAGUUCUAGUUGUGGUUCACUGUCGACAGCGAUUCUUGGGCCUAUGGUACUUGGACCGUCGAUAUCGAUCGACGAUUGGGUGCCUGAACUCCCACCUAAGAAAAAACAGGUCGCUCGACAGCAAACGCCUCAAGCGAAACGAGAACCUAGUCCAGACCUUCCACCCCCACCGCCGGUGGUCGAUGACGACGAGCAAAUGUUCGUAUCGGACGAACCGCUGCCGCCACCCCCACCGGAGGCCAUCUGGCCUAAACCUGAGUCGCUGAGGAACGACAAAUUCCUGCGCAACGGUAAGGAGAAAAGACUGGAGAGCAGUUUUAGCGCUGUCGAAGACGUGCUCCUCAGCAGAGACUUUAAUGCUAGCUGCAGUGGUGGCUCAUCAGCCGGAUUGUUUACUAACAACAAUUACCAUAUGCAUGGCCACCAGCAGCAGAAUCAGCAUAAUGCGAUGAGUGAAAAAUCAAAAUCGCUGUCAUACAUAUAUGACAGCCACAAAGCAGUGCCUCAGACACCGGUCAAGUCGUUUGCCAUUGAACUGCUGCAGCCGCCCCAACAUCCUGCACCGCCACCACCACCAUCACUAACGACUGACGAAAAAUCACUGCAAUUUCCGCACAAUGGCAUUAAGGAGUUUGGUCGUUCAUCGAGCGUCCGUCGUAACAAACUCACCAUACCCAAUAAGGAUUACUGCAAGUCCGAGUUCUCGGCCCGGAAAUCCGUAUUCCAGGGUGCCGGUGGUUCCGCGGUGCCUAAACAGCAGGUGGUCAUGUCCACCGUAAAACCCCCAGCGUUCAGUGCCACCAUUUYCACGGUCCAAAAUAACGUGGUCAAACACCAGAUCUGCACUCCGCUGAAAAUUGCCAGAGACGCAGACAAAAAAGUGGCGGCCGCCGCCUCCAGAUCACCGUCCACGGCCAAGAUCCCCGUAGUUGCCGGGCCGCUCAAGUCAUCGGGAGUGUUUCCACCGUCCCUCGAACCCAGUUGUCCGCCGACUCUCUACCAACAGAGUCAAUCGAAGGCGUCGUACCUGUCAGCGUACAAGAGAGAGCCCCGGGAGCGCGAAAAAGGACUUCCGAACUUCGAAGGAAGUUACAAGAGGACGGCGUCGCCAAACAGCGGCGGCCGAGGAGACGCUGCCGCGGCCGUGGAACCACAAGAUGUAGAAAACGUGGCUCCAGACGGAAGCGAUUGCUGCAGCAAUCUUUUGGAUUCGAGUGGCGGUCGACUGCAAUCCCUGCAGCUAGACCACCACCACCACCUCCACCACUAUAACAACAACAACAACAAUAACAACACAGUAACUAGUCAACAACAGUCGUCGCCUGGUAAACAACAAACCGUCGACGCAGUGGCCGUGGAUGUCGCCGCGCCGUCACCGCCGCCCCCCGCGGUGUUGUCCGAGCGGCCAGUCGUCGACCAGCCGCCCCAACAACAACAGUUAUCUAAAACACUGCCGCGGGCUAACAACUCGGCCGGACAGGAUUUCAAACGGUCGUCCCGGACACCCCGGACGCAGUCGGACCCGUCCAACAUGCCCAACAAGUCGGACGCGGCAAUCACCACGUUGCAGUUGAUGAUGAUGCCGCCACCCCGGCACUCCGAGUCCACGUCCAGCCUGCUCCUGCAGAAACGGUCACAGUCCGACCUGUCCCAGGUGGGAUCCACCGAGAGCGGCUACAGCAGCCUGUCCCUGAACGCCCCGUCGCCGUCCCACUCGCCCACCAGGCUGUCGUCGGGCGACUUUGGCUCGGGCGGUCCGCCUCCACCGCUCCUGAUCAUCUCGCCAUCUGCCGCGGGAUCCGUUACUCCCGUUACUGCCGGUGACCUCGACGAGUGCUGUAAUUCUACAUGGCAUACGGCAGAACCCGCGGUCGCCGUGACCUCCGCUGACCACCGUUUCCGCAACCCGGUUUCCAGAAGCUGUUCGGUGGUGUCGUCGGAUUCCGCUUCGCAAACGGAACUAAAAUCUGUCGCCGCAGGUGGCAACCCAUCGACAAUCCGGCGGAAGUCGCCCGAAGAGAUCGAAUGCGAAGAACUGUCCCUUUCAGCUCCCGGACCGGACGUCAAACGUUCUACAGACUACGUUUCUCCGCUGUUCCGCAUGGACUUGGUGCCCCGGUCCAGAACUUCGGUCGCCGAGAAACUGACAGACUGCUGCAGUAGUAGUGACGCCAUGUGCGGCCCAGUCACCUCCUCAACUAGCACCUCAUCGACUACUACCGUCACCGGACUGUCGGCCAACUCAUCCUACUACACCACGUCCGAACCGAAGGCGAAACUCCUGAAUCUGCAGCAUUACAGCCGGCAGAUACAAUCGUCACCGGGCGAAUGCAACGGGAUCGGAAAUUUGCAAAAGAAAAAGGCGGACCUAGUGUCGCGGCUGGACAGAAAGCUGAAGGUACUCCGAGACGAACAAAUCGCGCUAGCCGAAGAGGCGGCGCUGAACGAGACUCUGGGGGUAUCGGUGGCCGACCGCGUUAAGUCCGUGGCCAAGCCUCAGGAGGCCAACAAGUUCAAAACUCACGUACAGGAAGUGGGCCACAUUACCAGUUUGCUGUUGAGCCUGAGCGGACGUUUGGCGAGAGCGGAAAACGCACUGCUGGACUUGGACGCAGACAAUUCAGAAAAGAAGGCGCUGGAGGAGAAAAAGUGCAAGCUGACCGGUCAACUCGAAGAGGCCAAAGAGCUGAAGGAGAACAUCGACAGGCGCGGAGACUUCGUGUCGAACAUUCUGUGCCGCUAUCUGACGGCCGACGAGUACUCGGACUACGAUCAUUUCAUCGCCAUGAAAGCCAAGCUGCUGAUCGACGCCCGCGAGAUCGCCGACAAAAUACAGCUGGGCGAGGAACAGCUGCGAGCGCUCAAGGAAACCCUCGAAGACUAAAAAAUUAUAUAUAUUUUUUUUAACGUUUUAUAUUAACGCGUUGAAAACACGUCAUGUUACAUAGUAAUAUAUUAUUAUAAUUUAAUUUUAUAUAUAUAUAUAAUAUAAUAUGUAUGUGUGUGUGAGAUAGGUGCGGUAAAAAAUUAAAAUAAACUAAAAUAAAUUACAAUUGCUGGUAGGUCACGUUACUGUAGAUAAGACGAAAUCCAUARAAUAUAUAAAURUAAUAUUGUAAAACCAUUAUUAUUAUUAGUAUGCGUUUGAGCAUGCGCGUGUGGUUCGAGGAAAACUUGGUAGGAUAAUAUUUAAAAAAAUCGACUGAAACGAUUUAAACGGGGUUAGCCCGCCAGAUCUCUAUAAUCGGAACGUCUCACGUAUUAUCACUUCUAAACCCCCUCCUCCCACCACCCUCAAAUCCGCCCAUAAACCACUCGUUCGUGUCCUUCUUCGAAGCCGCAUCGGCUCUAUACUGAUAUGUGAGUUUGAGUGUGUGUCUUAUAAUACUAUAUAAUAUGUACUYAUUUGCUUUCGAACAACGUGCGUGUGUGUGUUUUAUAGUUUUUUCGUGUAAAAAAACAGAGACUCAAACACGGUAAUAUUGUUGUGUUUUCGAUUUAAAACCAUCCRAAACGACGACAGUCUUAUCUGGUCGACGACACCUGUCGCUCUUUCGUCCAUCUCCUAUCUUGCGACUCCCCGUCUAAACAUAAUAUCAUUAGAUUGUAACACGAUCAAUUAUGACGCAAUAAUAUUGUUUUGGUUUGCUCCGACAUGACGUGCGGUUAGGAUAUUCUUAUCAUAUUCUUAUAUAUAUGUAGUUUUAAUUAUUUAUAAAAUGCGAACGAUAACGAUAUUAUUUUAUUUAUAUUGUUGUCAAGAGAAUCAAACUGCUGUUGGGCCCGCGCCCACCCACAGCAUCAUUCGYCACUUCGGUCGAGAUAACGUUUAUCCGAUCGUGAUCGCGCAUAGGUCGCGUGGGCGACAAACGUAACGAAUAUAAAAAUGUAAACAAAUAAAACUGAAAUAAUAUUAAUCAUAACACUAUCCGUAAUACUAUAAAUAUUAUAUUAUCAUAAUAUGUGUGCGCGCGCGCACGCGUACCCCUUAAACCUCUGUGCAGAGAUGAUUUAUAAUGAAAAUAUAUAUCUUAGCUCGAUAUUAUUUUAUUAUUAAUUUUAAAAGCCUUAAUAUUUAUCCUUGUUAUGCAUUUACUGUAAAUAUUUUUAGUGAAAUGUAUUGUUAAAUCUAACAUGAAAUAUUGUCUUGUAUUAUAAAAACAUUAUAGAAACCCUGUGUGUGUGUGUGUGUGUGUGUGUGUUGUACAGAUUUUAAUGAA
Messenger RNA from Diuraphis noxia (Russian wheat aphid), 6568 nucleotides. It is a transcript of the gene Shrm, whose product is annotated as shroom. Gene Ontology annotation, molecular function: actin filament binding. Gene Ontology annotation, cellular component: cortical actin cytoskeleton; apical plasma membrane; apical junction complex. Gene Ontology annotation, biological process: cell morphogenesis; actin filament organization. Lineage: Eukaryota; Metazoa; Arthropoda; Insecta; Hemiptera; Aphididae. The record is from RefSeq and is a predicted model, not a curated record.